Papilio polytes (common Mormon) is the source of this 796-nucleotide messenger RNA. Its product is annotated as diamine acetyltransferase 2-like. The record is from RefSeq and is a predicted model, not a curated record. The transcript has 3 exons. Gene Ontology annotation, molecular function: N-acetyltransferase activity. Lineage: Eukaryota; Metazoa; Arthropoda; Insecta; Lepidoptera; Papilionidae. The coding region runs from base 88 to 645 and encodes 185 amino acids.
GGAGGCGCGGCGGUGCAGUCAGUUGACAUUGACGGUUGACGGCAGCUAACGCCAUUCGCAGAUUCGCUCUCGCAUUCGCAAUUCGCAAUGUCGUCGUCGCCGGCUGCGGCCGCGCCGGUACACCUGGUGGUGCGCGAUGGCCGGCGCGAGGACCUGCCCGCCGUGCAUCGCAUGAUACACGAGCUGGCGGCGUUCGAGGGAAUGCCAGACGGACCGCAGCUCAGCGUAGAGGAUUUGGCGGCGGACGGGUUCGACAGCCAGCCGCCGUGGUUCUUCUUGCUGGUGGCCGAGCUGGGGCACGAGGUGGCGGGCUACGCGCUCUGCAACCGUGCCUACUCCAGCUGGACGCGGCGCGCGCUCUACAUCGAGGACCUGUACGUGGCGGAGGGGCGGCGGCGCGCCGGCGUGGGGCGCGCGCUGCUGCGCGAGGUGUGCGCGCGCGCACUUGCCGCCGGAGCGACGCGCAUCGACUGGCACGUGCUCGAGAACAACCGCGCGGCGCGGGCGCUGUACGCGCGGCUGGGCGCGCGCGACCUGCACUGCAGCGAGGGCCGGCUGGCGCUGCGCCUGGACGCGCCGCGCAUUCGUGCCGUGGCCGAGGACCGCCUGCUGCCGCACCGUCACCUGCCUUGCGAUGCGCCUUGAUGCCUAGCCUGCGCUUUGCGCCUAAUCUUUCUAUUAUAAAUUAUACAUUAAAUCUAGAACUUUUGUAUUGGAAGUUAUAUAAGUAUUGAAAUACUACUGAACAGAAUACAAUAAUUUUAUCGCCGUUAUAAAGCUAUAUUAUUUUUGCAUA